Messenger RNA from Helobdella robusta, 816 nucleotides. RefSeq lists its product as hypothetical. The coding region runs from base 1 to 816 and encodes 271 amino acids. The record is from RefSeq and is a predicted model, not a curated record. The transcript has 4 exons. NCBI's taxonomy places the organism in Eukaryota, Metazoa, Annelida, Clitellata, Rhynchobdellida, Glossiphoniidae.
AUGUGCCUGCGUGGCUUAUGUUAUCAAAACUUUAAAAUUGAAAUAUUGUUCGCAGAGUGCCAAUCAAAGUGUCAAUUAAAUAAUCUGACGGUCGUUGAAUUCAGGGGUCCAGAGAACUUGACAACAAUGCAAGACAUACUGUUCACCACUUUUGAUAACAUUUAUACGUGGUUGAAUAUUCGCGUAGUGAAUGGCAGCGAGUUUUAUUGGAUUUCUGAUGACAGUCCAGUUCCAAGUGAUUUUUAUGAUCCGCCCUCCUCCCCUCUCUUUGGUCAUGCAUAUUAUGAAGCAGCGAUCAUGAAAGUGAAAGCAACUGGCUCGACAAAUAGGAUGUACUGUGUUUGCUUUAACGGUCAACACAACAGCAACGUCAACAGCUUUAGCAGUGACGUCAACAACUUCAGCAAUGACAUCAACAAAUUCUGCUAUGACAUCAACAACUUUUGCAAUGGCAUCAGCAGCUACGACAAAAUUUACUCAAACAACUACAACAGCCAAAUCGAAAACAACUUUAUCAGCAGCUACCACAACUGCCCCCAGGGCAGCAUAUCAGCAGUUGCGGACCCACCGGAAUUGUGUGGUGGGCAUCUUACGAAAUGUUCUCCAACUUCCAACCUGUCAAUUGCUGGAUCAAACUUCUCUGCAUCAACCAGUCUUAAACUGCUAGGUGAUCCUCCCGAUUCGUCUCCAGCUUCCAAAGCUCACACUUCUGCUCUCACCCAAAUAUGUAAUUACCUUGUUUGGUCAAUUUACCACAUUCGACCUUUUCUCAGAGUUGAAAUGGCCUCCUCGCUUUCUUGUAUUAUCUCGCCUUGA